Molecule: messenger RNA, 1092 nt
Organism: Cavia porcellus (domestic guinea pig)
Lineage: Eukaryota; Metazoa; Chordata; Mammalia; Rodentia; Caviidae
Gene: Zdhhc12
Product: zinc finger DHHC-type palmitoyltransferase 12
Exons: 5
Coding region: 69-875 (268 amino acids)
Biological process (GO): peptidyl-L-cysteine S-palmitoylation; protein targeting to membrane
Cellular component (GO): Golgi apparatus; endoplasmic reticulum
Molecular function (GO): protein-cysteine S-palmitoyltransferase activity
Source: RefSeq, a predicted model, not a curated record
GCGGCCUCUCUUCCUUCGAGUACCCGCCCCUCUGAGCGCGCUUCCGGGUGGGGCCCGGGGCCGAGGCGAUGGCGCCUUGGGCGCUGCUCAGCCCUGGGGUCCUGGUAAGGACUGGCCACACCGUACUGACCUGGGGGAUCACGCUGGUGCUCUUCCUGCACGAUACCGAGCUGCGCCAAUGGGAGGAGCAGGGCGAGCUGCUGCUGCCGCUCACCUUCCUUUUCCUGGUGCUGGGCUCCCUCCUGCUCUACCUGGCUGUGUCGCUCAUGGACCCGGGCUAUGUGAACACUCAGCCCCAGCCCCAGGAGGAGGCCAAAGAGGAGCAGACAGCUAUGGUCCCUCCGGCCAUCGCCCUCCGGCGCUGCAGAUUCUGCCUGGUGCUGCAGCCGCUGAGAGCCCGGCACUGUCGUGACUGCCGCCGCUGCGUCCGCCGCUAUGACCACCACUGCCCCUGGAUGGAGAACUGCGUGGGUGAACGCAACCACCCGCUCUUCGUGGCCUACCUGGCGUUGCAGCUGGCCGUGCUGCUGUGGGGCCUGCACCUGGCGUGGUCUGGCCUCCACUUCUUCCAGCCCUGGGGGGUGUGGCUGCGAUCCAGUGGACUCCUGUUCGCCACCUUCCUGCUGCUGUUUCUCUUCUCCCUGGUAGUCGGACUGCUCCUGGCCUCGCACCUCUACCUGGUGGCCAGCAACACCACCACCUGGGAGUUCAUCUCCUCACACCGCAUCGCCUACCUCCGCCAGCGCCCCGGCAACCCCUUCGACCAUGGCCUAACCCGCAACCUGGCCCACUUCUUCUGUGGGUGGCCCUUGAGGUCCUGGGAUAUCUUGCGGGCUGAGGAGGUGGAGGAGGGGGGCAGCAGCCAGGACAUUUAGUGUCCCCAGAGGCCACCUGCCACCUGGGCCAGGCCUGGGAGGGCCAAGAAUCCUUGCCACCUCCUGAGCACAGGUCUGCCUUCCGGAGGAAGAGGACAGAGGUGGUUCUGAGCAGCUGGACCCCAGGUCACCAGAUCCUGAGGCUGGGCCUCCUCUGGUGCAGUUUUACACAUUUAAUAAUCCACAAAGCCAGUCAAGUAUUAAAAAGACAAACAAA